Messenger RNA from Dufourea novaeangliae, 1711 nucleotides. RefSeq names its product tyrosine decarboxylase-like. Gene Ontology annotation, molecular function: pyridoxal phosphate binding; carboxy-lyase activity. The record is from RefSeq and is a predicted model, not a curated record. NCBI's taxonomy places the organism in Eukaryota, Metazoa, Arthropoda, Insecta, Hymenoptera, Halictidae. Gene Ontology annotation, biological process: amino acid metabolic process.
AUGAACAUCGAUGAGUUUCAAGUACGCGGCAAGCAGAUGGUAGAAUACAUCUGCGAGUAUCUACGAACGUUAGAAGGGAAGAGGGUGACCGCGAACGUGGAUCCCGGCUACCUGAGACCGCUUCUACCCAAGGAAGCGCCGGCGAAAGGGGAGUCCUGGGACGCCAUAAUGCGAGACGUCGAAUGCAAGAUAAUGCCCGGGAUCACUCACUGGCAACAUCCACGGUUCCACGCGUAUUUCCCAUCCGGGAACUCGUUUCCCUCGAUUCUCGGGGACAUGUUAUCCGAUGCGAUCGGCUGCAUCGGAUUCUCUUGGGCGGCCAGCCCUGCUUGCACCGAACUGGAAACGAUCGUGCUCGACUGGUACGCGAAGGCGAUAGAUCUGCCACGGGAGUUUCUGUCCGAGCACAAGGCCUCGAAGGGCGGUGGAGUGAUACAGGGUUCCGCAUCGGAGUGUAUUCUGGUCACGAUGCUGGCUGCGCGUACCCAAGCGAUCCGAACGUUGAAGGAACAGGACCCGAACACCGAGGACUCGGCGUUUCUGCCGCGAUUGGUCGCCUACUGUUCGAUCAGGGAGGAUGUGGCGAACGGUUUGGUCCCGUUCUUCGUCUCCACCACCCUCGGCACGACAGGAUCUUGUGCGUUCGACAAUCUGGUGGAGAUCGGCCCAGUGUGUAAACUGUAUCCGAACAUCUGGCUGCACGUGGAUGGCGCUUACGCCGGUAACGCGUUCAUCUGCCCAGAAAUGAGACCGCUGAUGGCCGGUAUACAACACGCGGACUCGUUCAACACGAAUCCAAAUAAAUGGCUGUUGGUGAAUUUCGAUUGUUCCUGCCUUUGGGUGAGGGACAGGGUGAAAUUGACGUCGGCCCUGGUCGUCGAUCCUCUAUAUCUUCAACACGCCAGGUCCGGCGAGUCCAUAGACUAUCGGCAUUGGGGUAUUCCGUUGAGCAGACGUUUCCGGGCGCUGAAACUGUGGUUCGUGAUGAGAUCGUACGGUAUAACCGGAUUACAGAAGUACAUAAGAAAUCAUAUCAGGCUCGCGAGACGGUUCGAGACGCUGAUGAAGAAGGACAAGCGGUUCGAGAUCACGAACGACGUACGAGUGGGUCUGGUCUGCUUCAGAUUGAAGGAGAGCGACGAGAUCAAUCAGGAGUUGUUGGCGAACAUCAAUGCUUCCGGUAGGCUUCACAUGAUCCCGGCCAGGGUGAUGGGCAAGUAUAUCUUGAGAUUCUGCGUAAUAAAGGAGAACGCCACUGAUGAUGACAUCGAUUAUGCCGUGGAUGUGAUCGAGGAACACGCGACCGAGGUGAUGCUCGCCCAUUACGAGGGCACCGAGGACGAGUUCCGGGCUAAAGGGCCAAAGAGCCCGGCUGCGUUGGACAAGAAGCUGGUACGGAAGUUCAGUUUCACAAGGAGCGUGACCAGGGACGUAUACAAACGGUCCAUCUCGAAGUCGAGCCUCCACGACGGCGCCACGCCGAUCAUGGUCGUCGACGAUAACUCGCAGGUCGACACUAUUGAGGAAGACGUUUUCUGCAACAGCAGGUAGACCGCGCCUCAGCUCACGGUGCCCAAGAGGAGGGACCAGCUACUAUCGCUACCGUGAGCUGCGGAUGAUGAUGAUCGGUAUAAUGUUGUUUCAGGUCGUGACGAUCCCGACGAUGAUGAUAUCCGGAUGAUUCCGUGAUUUUUGCGAUAGCAAAACUGCC